Salmo salar (Atlantic salmon) is the source of this 3769-nucleotide messenger RNA. RefSeq names its product protein NLRC3. The record is from RefSeq and is a predicted model, not a curated record. Gene Ontology annotation, biological process: regulation of apoptotic process; innate immune response; inflammatory response. Lineage: Eukaryota; Metazoa; Chordata; Actinopteri; Salmoniformes; Salmonidae. Gene Ontology annotation, molecular function: protein binding.
CUUAAGUGGACAGAUAUGAAAGUGAUAAUGUUGCCAGUAACUGAGGACAUGUAAGCAGUGUCAUGUUCAUGAAAUAAACUAAGGCUGGUUUGCUGUAGAACAGGCUAAAUUAAAACAUUCAAUAUUCUUUUUACAGUAUGUGCACACAGCUUGGACAAAACUUGGACACACCUGUCAGACCGACCCGAUCUCUUGAUCUGAGUGAGACAGAGAAGAGAAGAGAGGGGGACUACGAUGGAAAGACUAGGAGCACUUGGAAGAGGAAAGGUGAGGCAAUCACCGAAGGGAGGAGAGAAGGGCAAUGACAACAGUGGAGCAACAUCCUUUGACCAAAGGUUAGACCAAAGACCACCCAACUCUCUUUAUUCCAUUGAGACAGAGAAGAGAUGUGAGGAAAACGAUGCAAAGUUUGUGGAAAGACACAGGGCUAAACUCAUUCAGAAGGUUACCAACGUGAUGGCCAUAUCAGAUAAACUGGUCCAGUUGGGUAUGAUCCAUGAGGAGGCGUACUCUAACAUCGAUACUGCCCGGACCACACAGGACCAGAUGAGGGAGCUGUACAAGGCCUUAAACUCAGUUAAAGUCAAAUCAGCCUUCUACAGGAUCCUCCAGGAGAAAGAGACUAAUUUGAUCCAGGAGCUAGAGGUGGAUUGCAAUGGACAGACUGAGAGCAUUGGGCAGAGGAGAGUGGAUGACGACACACGAAGAGUUAAAGAGAAACAUAAAACCAGUCUGAAGAAGAAGUUUGGAUUUGUGUUUGAAGGCAUUGCAGUGGAUCGAACUCACCUCAACAGUAUCUACACACAGCUCUACAUCAUACACGGAGAUAGUAAAGGGGUUAAUAACGAACAUGAGAUUCGACAGAUUGAAUAUACACCCAGGACAAAAAAAAAUACAGACACUCCAAUCAACUACAAUGACAUCUUCAAACCCUUAUCUGGAGAAAAGAGAGAAAAGGAGAGACCCAUCAGAACUGUGCUGACGAAGGGCAUCGCUGGCAUCGGAAAAACAUUCUCUGUGCAGAAGUUCAUCCUCGACUGGGCAGAAGGAAAAGCUAAUCAGGAUAUUAAUUUCAUCUUUGUGCUCCCACUCCGAGAGCUGAAUUCGAUUCAAGAUAACCAGUACAGUCUUCAUGGACUUUUGUGUGACUUCCACCCUGAACUUACAGAGAUAGAAGAGGCAAAGAUAUAUGAUACUUGCAAAGUCAUGUUCAUCUUUGAUGGUCUGGAUGAAAGCAGACUACCAUUAGGUUUUCAUCAGAACAAGAAGUUGACUGAUCUAACUGAAAUGUCAUCAGUUGACAGGUUGAUGACAAACCUCAUUGAGGGGAAUCUACUCCCCGAAGCUCUCCUCUGGAUAACCUCCAGACCAGCAGCAGCCAAUCAGGUCCACCGUAAGUACAUCAACAAGGUGACAGAAGUACGAGGGUUCAAUGACAAACAGAAAGAAGAGUACUUUGAGAAGAAUGUUGAGGAUGAGAAGCUGGCCAGCAGAAUCAUCUCACACAUUAAUACAUCAAGGAGCCUCCACAUCAUGUGCCACAUACCAGUCUUCUGUUGGAUUACUGCCAGGGUUCUUGAGCAAAUGUUGAGUGAUGAUGAGAGUGGAGAGAUCACAACUCUGACUGAGAUGUACAAUCACUUCCUGCUCAUUCAGACAAACCUGAAAAGCAAGAAGUAUGAUGAGAAAAAUGAGACAGAUCUGCACAUAAUCAUAACACAAAACAAAGAAACCAUUCUCAAACUGGCACAACUUGCAUUUGAACAGCUGGUGAAGCACAAUCUCAUAUUCUCUAAGAAAGACCUAGAAGAGUGUGGCAUUGAUUUCAGUGAAGCCUCAGUAUACUCUGGGUUUUGCACAGAAAUCCUGAAGGAAGACUAUGGGUUGUAUCGGAAGGAGGUGUACUGCUUUGUUCACCUGAGUUUCCAGGAGUUCCUUGCUGCUCUGUACGUGUUCCACUGCUGUGUGAGCAAGAACAUCAAGGCCCUGGAGUCUUUCAUUGGGGAUGUGUCAUCAGAGCUGCCCUUGCAUGAGCUGCUGAAGAUGAUGGUGGAUAAAGCCUUGGAGAGUGAGAAUGGACACCUGGACCUGUUCCUCCGCUUCCUUGUUGGCAUCUCAACAGAAUCCAACCAGAAACUGUUACAAGACCUACUGCCACAAACAGAGAUCAGCUCAGAGACUGUUAAUGAAAUUAAGAAAUACCUCAGGGAGCCGAACGUAGAGCAAGUCUCACCUGAUAGGUACAUCAAUCUACUCAUCUGCUUGACUGAGAUGAAAGAUGAUUCAGUACAUGAGGACAUUGAGAAGUUCCUGAAGUCAGGAAAUCAAACAGGAAAAGAACUCUCAGGUACACACUUUUCAUCACUGGCCAACGCACUGCUCAUGUCAAAGGGUGUGCUGGAUGAGAUUGACCUGAACAAAUUCAACACGUUAUCAAUGAAGAUACUGCUCCCAGCUGUGAGGAAAUGCAGAAAGGCAAAACUGGGUGGCUUUAGACUCUCUGAUGAGCACUGUGGAUCACUGGCCUCCGUUCUCCAAUCAGCAGACUCACAUCUGAGAGAACUGGACCUGAGGAACGGUCAGCUGUCUGAUGGUGGUGGGAGUAAACUCUUAGCUGCUCUGAAACAUCCAAACUGUAAAGUACACAUUCUGUGGCUGAAUGGAUGUUAUCUGACAGAUAAAUGUUGUGAAGUGUUGGAUUCAGUUCUCAGCUCAAACUCCUCUCACCUGAGAGAGCUGGAUCUGAGUCACAAUGACCUGCAGGAUUCAGGAGUGAAGCUGCUCUCUGCUGGACUGGAGAAUCCACACUGUCAACUAGAGAAACUGAGGCUGUCAUUCUGUAGAGUCACAGAGGAAGGCUGUGCUUCUCUGGCCUCAGCUCUUAGGUCAAACCCCUCCCACCUGAGAGAACUGGACCUGAGCUUCAAUCACCCAGGAGACUCUGGAGUGAAGCUGCUCUCUGCUAGACUGGAGGAUCCACACUGUAGACUGGAGAAACUCAAUGUAGACCAUAAUGAAGAGUUCUGGGUUAAACCACAGCUGAUGAAGAAAUAUGCCUGUGAUCUCACACUGGACCCAAACACAGCACACAGAAACCUCUCUCUGUCUGAGGGGAACAGAAGGGUGAAGAGGGUUAAAGAGGAGCAGCCGUAUCCUGAUCACCCAGAGAGAUUUCAGUUGCAUCCCCAGGUGCUGUGUGGAGAGGGUCUGACUGGACGCUGUUAUUGGGAGGUAGAGUGCAGUGGGUGGGCUGCCAUAGGAGUGACAUAUAAAGGCAACAGCAGAAAAGAAGAUGGUUCUGCCAGUGACUUUGGAACCAAUGACAGGUCCUGGAGUCUGUACUGCACUGAGGAUCAUUACUAUGCCCUCCACAAUAAUGAAAAGACUCAUAUAUCUACUCUGCCCCUCAUCAGCCCUCGUAAACGCAAGAAAGACCAGUCCUCCUGCUGCCCACCCCCCAGAGUAGGAGUGUUUCUGGACUGGCUGGCCGGCAGUCUGUCCUUCUACAGGGUCUACUCUAACAUAAUGACCCACCUGUACACAUUCCAGACCACAUUCGCUGAGCCCCUCUACCCAGGGUUUAGUUCAUGUGGCCAGGCUAUUUUUCAUUGUCCCUGUGCCAGGUAGAGUAGACUCCUGAGUCCUGGAGGAACACCUGUUCUAACUCAACCAUGUGACAGGAUGGCGUGUUGUUGACGGUGAUCAUGACUACAGAUAUGGACAUUGUAACAGAUAAAUGUUGUUGACGGUGAUCAUGACUACAGAUAUG